This is a messenger RNA of Heterobilharzia americana, 5859 nucleotides long. The record is from the annotation of a GenBank genome assembly. Lineage: Eukaryota; Metazoa; Platyhelminthes; Trematoda; Strigeidida; Schistosomatidae.
AAUAAGGUCAAAAGCGGCGUUUUGAACUACAGUAUGUUGCUACUCUUCAUAUUAUUAUAGUCUAGAAACACUAUCUCAAGUUUUUUUUAGAUGAGGAAUAAUAGUGAAUGGUGUGAAGUUUUUUAUAGUCUGUUGAUUCUCGCUCUGACCGCGAUGCAGUUGCUGACAUCGGUGAUGUUAAAUCCCGGGAUUUAACAUAUGUUAAAUUAACAAUAUUGUUAAUUUGACAUGGCAUAGUGAUGCAGUGUUAUUUACUGGAUGAUACCUCGAGCAGAGAGUAUUACUCAUUUAUAAUAUCAGAUUCGUAUAUGAGUAUAAACAGUAAACUGCUCGAAACGUCAUCCAGUAAAUAACAAUAUGCUAUAUCAGAUUAACAAUCUAUUAUGGAGUUAUGCUCCACCACGGUGUCCAAGUUUUACUCUUACAUCUAAAGCUUAGACAUUAGCACUAACCUAUAUCUUCAUAUUGUUAAUUUUCUAAGGUUGUAGGAAACAGGCUAUGAUAAUGCUUGUCUGUGAUCGAUUGGGAGACGAGAACGUCAAGACAGCAAUGCUCAUCCUGAGGAAACCUGGCGUGAUAAUGCUAAGUCUCCUGUAAAAAUGGGGGUGAAGGCACUAUGUAACCUACUCCCGAAGGUUGGAAAACAUCACUGGAUUCCCGCGACAUCAUCCAGGCUAACUGGUGUGAAAGGACUGAUUUCAGCUGGCUCUGACCACGACGAAGAACGAAAGCAACUUAUGCGUAAGUUGACCAGGAGUCUCCGCGUCGACCGUGAGCAGUGAUGGAGGGCGAAAGCAAGAGGUAGAGAAGGCACUAGCACUAUGUAAUACCCGGUGACUCUAGGUUUAUGAAGCAUACCGACAAGAUGAUGGUUAGUGAAACCAUCACGAAAAAGGAUGGGGCCCCGAUAAUCUCAGAACAGACGGCUAGAACGUUGAGUGGGACACUGCAGCACAGUUCAACUGGUCCACAGCAACGCUCCAGUUCCCCAGUAUCCAGCCCGAACAUAAAUUAGACGUGCAUUUCGGUCCUCCAACUCUCGUCGAAGUUAAGAAGGCUGUGUCGAACCUGGAACGGGCAGAGCAGCACGACUUGGCAGUUCGCUACAUGGUGUUUUCAGUGAGAGCGAAUUGGUGAUUACAGUAACGAAGGUACUAAGUAAUAUGUAGGAAUCAGAGGUAGUCCCAUCAUCUUCACUGAACGUUCCAAUCUGUAAGAAGGGAGACAAAUCUCGUUAAAACAAUAUAGGAAUCAUCUUGACUAACAUUGUGUCACCUUCCAUUAUGACUACAUGUGAACAUUUUGCUUUCUGUAGCAAAGUUGAUAGCUUUUUAUAGAAUUCAUCCUUUGCAUCCUCCGAAGUGCAUACGGUAGGUACUUAGUCCAUUGCCUAGUUUAACGACCUCUCGUAGUCAUUACAGAUCCAUUUAGUUGAACAGAACAUAGACUGCUGUUUACUGGUACUCAGUCGAGAAGCGUACUUUCUGCCCUCCAGCUCAAUGCUAUGCCUACACUGACGAGUCCAUGUGAGCUAACCACUGGGUCUCCGGAUACUUUUAAAGUGAAUUUCAAAGACACCACACUGGUCAGGUGCAGUCAAUUUAAUUACCACGCUUGAGUCCCUUAUACGUGACUCCAAGACAGCAUACAUCCAUGGCUGGAAAUCCCAGAGUUUUGGGGAGCGAUGCUUGGUUCUACUUUGGCGAAGAGUUCGGACUUUGAAAGCGCUUCUGUGAGAUCUACGGCAGGGUCUCGGGAGACUAGGAAUGAGAUAUUGUUGGCAUUGGUUUCAGAGUGAGAGGUUGGGUGCGGCGUAAUAUUAGUAUUAGAGUGUGGAGGUAAAGGAGACAGAGUUAUGAAAAUAGGCUGUUUGGUUGUGUCUUGUGUGCUACUGCGUGCUGGCCGUUUACACUUAAGGAGGUCUCCCUCGUCACCUGACAUCACAAGGAUUGUUCUCUUCACUAGAGAAUCCUUGGUAGACCUAGAAUUCUCAGAUGUCAUAGUCUUGCUAGGUGAAGAUGUUGGCAAAGUGCAGAGUCCUGUGGACAUCUUGAGUAGCGAUUUGGGAAUGUUUGUGAUACGUUUCUCACCACAUGAAUGUAAACUGUUGUUCAAAGACUGGUGUGUAUGUGUGUAUGUGUCUCGUGUAAUGCUUGAGCGCAUUGACCACUUCACUUAUUUGUGACGUCAUAUCAACCGUUUGAGUCAGUGGUCGACGAAAUCUCUGUAUGGACAGCACGGGCUCUCUUAGUUUUUGCCAGCCUACACCUAUGGCGCCGGAGUGGUAUCCGAUUGCCUACUAAGGAGGAUGAAGAGCACUGCACUGCAGUUUGCUUUGUUCUUCUCUAUAGCUGUUAAGCUGAACCAAUAAAGGUGAGGGGGGAUGGAAAGGCAUUGGUUGUUCGAUCACCAUUCCCUUUGUAGCAUAGUUCGUGUGUUGGUUAACUACCAGGUCAGUAAGGCAUAAGCUAGGGGGGGGGAGAGGUGAGUCAGUUGAUGAGAUUGUGAAGCUUCAUUGACUCCGUUGGGUGGGAAAUGUGUUGUACAUGCCUAGUCACUGUCUACUCCAUCGUGCAAUAUUGGGUGAAGUAGGUUUAGACUAGAAAAGGGUUAGAGGCGACCAGACUAAAUGACGGCAUCAGUUCACUAUGUCUGAGUCAUGUAGGGAAAUGUAGAGUUAUUGGUUGGGGUUCGAGUGAUAACAUAAACCAUUGGUUGGAAACUAUAGGUAACGUGUCCCAAAAUCGAUGCCAGUGACGCAGGCGUACCCACUCGUUAUUCUCAUCUUAAUUAUCAUAUUAAAUCCAGUAUCUUCCCAUUCUUGCUUGUUAUCUUAUCAUGGCUCUCUACCACAUCGACUGUUUUCUCCGCUGCAUUGCAUUUCAUCUUGUCUUUUUCGCUGAAUGUACUGUUAUGAGGUGUGACAAUGUUGGCCGUUACGCAUUAAUACACGGUCGUAUAUUGAUCUUGUCUGUGUCUGGACAUUGAUUCGCAAUGUACCGCCCAUUUCCCACUUCUCGAAACGUCUCGGUGGUAAGUUGUUUCAAAUUUCACUUAUAUGUAUCCUACUGUCUAUUUGAUUUGUUACAACAUAUAAGACUUAAUAUCAGUCACCUGUGUAAUAUUACCUUCCGUAUACACAUGUUUCUUUGACGUCAUUAAUUUCAUGACUCCUUCCUAUUCACUUAAGCUUUUUUUUUAGAUUACUGUUACGGAAUCUGCUACAAUUUUUUUCGAUUUUUUUUCAUUAACCUUAGCCAAAUGGAUCAGACUGUGGAUCAUUCGCUUAUAGAAAGCGAACGGGAAUAUGUGGAAUUUCUUGAUGAAACGGAUGAAUACAAGGAUCGUAUCAGUUCCCUUAUUACUCGCGAUGCCAUUCGCUUAAUGAUCAACAUCAAUGAUUUACGUCGGCAGAAUUCUGAAAGAGCUAACAAACUACUAAGUAAUACUUGCUCGGAGAUAGUCGCUUGUCAGAGAGCAAUUAAAAAGUGUAUCCAAAAUGCGAACCCAGAUUUCGCCAAGACGAAGCACGAAUUUUUUGUUGGCUUUGAAGGAAGUUUUGGCUCUCGUCACGUAACACCUCGUACUCUAAGUUCCAAAUAUCUAGGAAAUAUGGUGUGUUUAGAGGGCAUAGUGACAAAGGCGUCACUUAUUCGACCCAAAGUUGUGUGUAGCGUACACUAUUGUCCAGCUACAAAAAAAACUGUUGAACGUCGAUAUGCUGAUCUAUCAAGUCUUGAGCCGUAUCCUUCAGCAGGUGCAUAUCCGACCAAAGACGAUGAGGGAAAUUUAUUAGAAACUGAAUAUGGACUAUCAGUUUACAGUGAUCAUCAAACAGUCACAAUACAGGAAAUGCCGGAGACUGCACCCGCUGGUCAGUUACCUCGUUCUGUCGAUGCAUUAUUAGACAAUGACUUAGUUGAUGCUGUUCAGCCUGGUGAUCGUGUACAGAUCGUUGGUUAUUAUCGUUGCUUACCAGGGAAGAAAAAUGGUUUUACCACUGCCAGCUUCCGUACUGUAAUUAUUGCGAAUAAUGUGCAAUCACUCAGCAAGGAAACUGGUCCAAACUUUUCAGAGAAAGACAUCAGUAUGAUGCGAUUAAUAUCGAAGCGUAAUGAUGUUGUAAAUCUUCUGAGUCGUUCCAUUGCACCAUCAAUCUAUGGUCAUGAACACAUCAAGCAGGCAAUUCUUUUACUACUUUUGGGAGGUGUUGAACGUCAACUUUCUAAUGGUUCCCGUAUUCGUGGUGACAUAAACCUUUUGUUAAUGGGAGACCCGUCAGUUGCGAAAUCCCAAUUUCUUCGCUUCGUUCUGCAUAUUGCACAUCGUGCUAUUGCCACCACUGGUCGGGGUUCGUCGGGUGUGGGUUUAACUGCUGCAGUUACGACUGAUAUGGAAACAGGCGAACGUUCCCUCGAGGCUGGUGCCAUGGUAUUGGCUGAUCGAGGUAUUGUUUGCAUUGAUGAGUUCGAUAAAAUGUCUGACAUUGAUCGAACUGCCAUUCACGAAGUAAUGGAACAAGGACGGGUGACUAUUUCUAAAGCUGGUAUCCAGGCUAAGUUGAAUGCAAGGUGUUCAGUUUUAGCAGCUGCAAAUCCUGUCUACGGUAAAUACGAUCAGUACAAAACACCAAUGGAAAAUAUUGGUCUUCAAGACUCUCUCUUGUCUCGUUUCGAUUUACUGUUCAUUGUACUGGAUAAAGCCGAUCCAGACUCUGAUCGUUCCAUCGCUGAACACGUUCUUAGAAUCCAUCGCUAUAGAGGACCAGGGGAACAAGAAGGAGAAGCCUUGCCGUUGCAAUCUACUACCCAUUUGCUUACCACCGGAGCCGACCCACUUGCUGCCGUGUCACAAGAUGAUCACGAUGAAGAUGUUGUAACUGAUGGUUCUCGUACACAGGAAGAGGAUCAGGUAUAUGAACAACAAGAUGAGUUUCUGUUGCCAUCUAGUGGCCGAAAAAAGGACCAACUUACUAUGAAAUUCCUACAAAAGUACAUUCACGUAGCUCGACAACUGAAGCCGCAGUUAACUGAAGAAGCAGCAUCUAUUCUAGCUGAAAAAUAUUGUGACCUAAGAGCCCAAGAAGCAACCGAAGGCAUUGGUCGACCUGGUCGUGGUGAUCAAAAUCGUAUGCGUCGUACUCAACCGAUAACAGCACGUAGCUUAGAAACCUUAAUUCGUCUGGCCACUGCUCAUGCCAAAGCUCGUAUGUCUAAAACCGUGACCAAAAAGGAUGCUGAGGCUGCCGUACAACUAAUAUCAUUUGUUUUGUUCAAAGAGGUGCUGAAGAAAGUUCAACGUAAACGUGAUCGUAAUGCAGGUGAUGACAAAGACUCGGGUGAUGAAAGUGAUGAUAUGAAUGACUCGGAACGCGUUAUGCCUGAACGUCCCGCAAAACGAAGACCUGGUGCCAGGGAAAGCGAAUACACUCCUGAUCCAAACGAUCCGUAUGCGUUUGUAGAAGAUCCUACCUUAGUCAGAACUGAACCUCUAGCAGAGACUGUCCCCAUUUCUUCUGUUUUACAUCAAGAACGCAAAGCGCAGCUGUCAACAAUGAUCAGUAGACUGUUUCAAGAACGUCGUGUGGAACAGUUGACAGUAUCUGAGAUAACUAGUGCAGUUCGAUCUCAAAGCAGUGGAUUUAGCCAGUCAGAUAUUCGAACCACCCUAGAAUCUAUGCAUACCGAUAAUCGUAUAAUGCUUGCUGGGGAUGAUGUUUGGCUUAUUUAAUCUAAAGAUGUAUGUGUACUUCCCUAGAGAUUCUCGUGUACUAUAUUAACACUUAUAGAUUUCAUAUAAAUAGAUUUCUGUUCCUUUUAUUAUUUUUAUGGAUAAUUAAAUAAAACCUGUUCUACGUGU